CCAAACUCCAACUCUCGGUUUGGUUUUCUUCAUUUCCUUGAAAACAGCAAAGCUCUUUUAAGUAAAACCAAGAAAAAAAUGGACAAGGUUAUGAGAAUGUCAUCCGAAAAAGGAGUGGUUAUAUUCAGCAAAAGCUCGUGUUGCUUGUCCUACGCGGUUCAAGUCCUCUUCCAAGAUCUUGGAGUUAGCCCUAAGAUCCACGAGAUCGACAAGGACCCUGAAUGCCGAGAGAUAGAGAAGGCACUGAUGAGGCUGGGAUGUUCACAGCCAGUUCCAGCCGUCUUUAUUGGUGGUAAGCUCGUUGGUUCCACCAACGAAGUAAUGUCCAUGCACCUAAGCAGCUCCUUGGUUCCCUUAGUUAAGCCAUAUCUAUGUUAAAAAGAAAAAGUUGGAAAUGUAUUUCAAUAAAGAAAAAAGUUUGAGCCAAAUCUUUGUAAUUUGUUUUAGUAAAUUAUAUUGGUUGUGUAACCUUACUAGUUAUAUAUAAAUGUCUUUUCGUCCAAAAACAAGAAAAUGGGAAGACGCUAAACGCUCUUGAUUUGAAA
Molecule: messenger RNA, 545 nt
Organism: Eruca vesicaria subsp. sativa (arugula)
Lineage: Eukaryota; Viridiplantae; Streptophyta; Magnoliopsida; Brassicales; Brassicaceae
Source: the annotation of a GenBank genome assembly